Sorghum bicolor (sorghum) is the source of this 923-nucleotide messenger RNA. RefSeq lists its product as uncharacterized. Lineage: Eukaryota; Viridiplantae; Streptophyta; Magnoliopsida; Poales; Poaceae. The transcript is spliced from 2 exons. The coding region runs from base 73 to 393 and encodes 106 amino acids. The record is from RefSeq and is a predicted model, not a curated record.
GAAGGCUACAUCGGUAUCCGUGCGCUUGCGGAUUUUUCUAUUUGCGUUUAAAAUACCCAACAUUAUCGCAGGAUGAAGGAGGAGUAUGUGAAGAGCAAAAUUGCUCGAGGCGCCGCGGAGGAGGCCGGGAAGAAGGCCCGUGAGGACCUCGAGGCAGAGCGAAUCCGUUCUCGCAGUCUCUCUGACGACGUUGACCGUCUGAAGAAAAUGCUGCUAGAGAAGGAGGGAACUAUCUUACAGGUGGGUAAGAUGAUCGAGGACCUGCCGGUCGAAAAUACAGAUCUGGCUCGUUCCUAUAAGGAGAUCGAGAGGGCUAACACCGACUUAGUUGGUGAGAACACAGCUCUCGAAGAAAGGAUUCGUGGGCUUAAGGAUGAUCUGCUGGCCGCCUAGGUCGACGCCCACUGCACUAAGGCUCAGCUCGAGGGGGAGGUCGCUCUAACCAGUCGACUAAGUAUUGCGAUAAAUGACCUCUCGACCACCUGGGAGCUCGAGCCUGCAGAUGAGUCGAGGGAGGCGGCUCGAUGCGAUGCACUGGUCAAACAGUUGUGUUACUUAGGUGCCACACUGAGGGAUCGAGUGCGGGACGCCCUUCAUACCGGGGUGAAGCGGGCGAUGGCGGUCGUCUUCUUAGGCUUCUCCUACGACAUGGAGGUGGUGUCCCACGGCUUCAUCACCGAUAUCUCUAAGAGUGAUGCUGAGAACGAGGAGAGGCUUCAUGCCUUGAUCGCGUAUGCAGAAUCUCCAGGAGAAAGACUAGCGAAGCGGUUCGAGCCGGAAGUGCUGCCUCCCGAGACCAACGCAGGCACGGAAGACUAGGGGUAUCAGGGAAAACUUGAGGGCCUGCGUGCCUAAUUAGGGUGUCUAGACCCGUUGUAGUGUAUUUGUCUUGGUAAAACGCUAUGUCCCGAGUGGCCUUAAGA